This is a messenger RNA of Thrips palmi, 1713 nucleotides long. RefSeq lists its product as uncharacterized. The transcript is spliced from 6 exons. The record is from RefSeq and is a predicted model, not a curated record. NCBI's taxonomy places the organism in Eukaryota, Metazoa, Arthropoda, Insecta, Thysanoptera, Thripidae. The coding region runs from base 178 to 1251 and encodes 357 amino acids.
UCCUCUGUGCACACACACACGCUGAGGACACUCCGAUUACAGAGUGUAGAGUGUUCCAGGAGAGCGAGCGAACAAAGAGCUGUUGUGCGGCAUAGCAAGAGCAAGGAGUGUCAUUACUCUAUGACCAAGACUACAGAGGCGAAAAGAUCUGCCGGCACCGGCAAUCUGUAGAUCAUUAUGUACGGAAGAAAUCACCACCAAAUCGCAUACCAGCCUUGGGGCGGUCAACGAGCCCCUGAUCAUCAUGGCAAGAGCAGAGACGUCGAAAGCGAGUUACAAUUGGAUCGGUACCGAACACGUCUGGAGAAAGAAAUUGCUGAUCUAGAAGCCAGAAAGAAAGAGUUGUUAAGCCGUUUCCCCGAUCCGGAAUGUGAAAAGAUAUUCAGAGUCUGGGGAGGUUCUGACAUUGUAGAUUCGUCGGAAACCGUCUUCUGUAUAAACUUCCUCCCCCAUUUUCGAGGAAAGCUUCAGGGAACGUUCACAUUAGGUGUCCAGAAAAGAGGAGAAGUUUGGUUUCUGUCCCACCACAAUCUUCCAUAUUCCAUCUCGUGCAUUGCAGAACGAAUUGCUCGUGAGAAGAUAGACUCUAUUGACAAACUAUCUUCAUUUAUUCGUUGUUUGCAACAAGAAAUAAACUUAUAUGUUUGGAGACGAGAGCAAUUUAAUGAAGCUAAGGAAUUGGUUACUCCGUCAUUUGGUAUAUUUCCUAGUAUCAAUACCACUAGGGUAAUGCUUGCAUUCCAUGUCAAUGACAGUGUAGGAUCAGAUCUAUCAAAAGCUUAUGUGCAUUUAACUUAUAAGUCACAUAAAUAUCUUCCUGAAGAGCCUGUAUUCCGAUUUAAAGGUGGUGAUAAAGUGGCCCAGGAGACAUUCAAAGAACAGCUUACCAUCUUGGAAUGUAUGCCCCUUAAAGAAGCUAUUAUAACUGCCUUUCCACGUGCAGAUACUUCGAUGGAUUCGAAUACAUGCUUCCUGUCACAGCCUGGCCCUCAAAUGCUAACAGAGGGAAAAGAGAAAUCAAUUCCAGAGCUUAGCACUCUGGCUAAUAAGAAACGGAGAUCAACUUUGGAGUCAAAAACAACGUCUGAAGAUGAAAAUGUUGCUACGCCAUCACCAGCUGCUCCUGAACCAAACCCUAGGGGAAGAGGCAGAGGCAGAGGGACAGUGAGAGGCAAAGGUGCUGUAAGAGGCAAAGAUGCUGUAAGAGGUAGAGGUAGGGGCAGGGGGAGACCACCAGGCAGAAGGCAAUGAGGAGAUGUCUUUUGCCAGUGACAAAUUCUUAUAAUUGCAGGCAGUGCAGUAUUAUUGUUUUCAUUUAGUUAAGUCAAAGUCACCCUAUAUUUGUAGGUUUAUUGCCAAAUUUGUGCCAUUUGUUUUGUUUUAGGUUUUAUUAAGUUGAUUUUUCCUGAAGUAGAAGGUAAUGAGGAGUUGUCCUCUGCCAGUGACAAAAAUUCUUACAAUUGUAGGCAGUACAGUAUUAUUGUGCCAGUGACAAAAAUUCUUAUAAUUGCAGGCAGUACAGUAUUAUUGUUUUUAUUUAGUUAAGUCAAAGUCAUCUUAUAUUUGUAAGUUAAUUGCCAAAUUUUUGCAAUUGCAAUUAUUUUGCAAUUGACUAAGGGGAUUUUUCCUAUUCAAUUUCCAAUCAUUCUGUAUAUGUUGACUCAUAUGUCAGUUAUGAUUAUAUAUGACCAAAUAAAACUCUAAUUUUCAUAU